AUGGCGGAGGAAUACGAAAUUGGCCUCACCGUUCGCAAAGUGGCGGAGGAAUUCCUGAAGCUGAAGAUGGACUAUGAGCGCAAAAAUGACGAUGGAUGCAAGAAGCUUUUGGAGAGCAUCAAGAAAAAACUUAUUCUGCUGCCAACGUUUCUCAACCCCACAGCACAUAGCCGGACACGAUCGGAGGAGUUAACACUCACCCGUGAGGUGCUGGAGCACGGCGUGUUGGUCAGUGCGCGCCUCGGGGACCUUGAUAGCUUUGAGCUCUAUUUUAACCAACUCAAUGUGUACUACACGGAUAUUGAUAGCAGUGAGCUUCCUGAAUCCCCGUUGUACCUGCUCAUCCUUGGACUCAAUUUGGUUCGUCUGCUGGUCCGCAAUCGCAUUGCGCAAUUUCACUCCGAGCUGGAGAAAAUACCCAACCAAAUUCACGGCACGAACACUUACAUUCGCUUUGCCGUUCUCCUCGAGCGUUACUUGAUGGAGGGAAGCUACAAGAAGCUUCUCAAUUCCCGCCACCAAGCACCUUCAAACGAGUACAUUCCUAUCGUAGGGAUGUUGGAAUCCACCGUGCGGCAGGAGGUGGCGGAAUGCAUCCCUCGUUCGUACAACACUCUUUCCAUAGACAAGGCACAGAAAAUUCUUAUGGUUGAC
Trypanosoma cruzi is the source of this 654-nucleotide messenger RNA. Its product is annotated as proteasome regulatory non-ATP-ase subunit, putative. Gene Ontology annotation, cellular component: nucleus; cytosol; proteasome regulatory particle. The transcript has a single exon. The record is from RefSeq and is a predicted model, not a curated record. The annotation marks the transcript as partial. NCBI's taxonomy places the organism in Eukaryota, Euglenozoa, Kinetoplastea, Trypanosomatida, Trypanosomatidae. Gene Ontology annotation, biological process: proteasome-mediated ubiquitin-dependent protein catabolic process.